AUGAAAAGUGAUGAAAUUGUUUUUAUGGUCUCUAUCAAAUGUAGUUUAUCAGAGAGAUUCAGUUAUGCACUUGAAGAGUAUGAAAAUUUGUCCCAACGUCAAGACCGUCAUGAUUCCAUAACUUUUCAGACUCAUUUAUCUAAACUUAUAGGCGAGUUUCAGAUAAUAUUGAGGUUAAUUGACUCGCUCUCGCUAUUCAGUGAGAACGAACCCAUUUCAGAACUCACCACAUCAUACAUUCCGUACUUGAACACCUGGUACUACUUGGCAAAUUUAUAUACACGUCUUCUAUUGAAAGAAGGUGUUGGAAUUGCAAUUGACAAUAAAGUGGGUUAUCUUGAGCAGGCGAAAUUGUUUCUUAUUGAAUUUUUAACAAAUGUGGGAAACUAUGAGCAAUUGAACAAGGACCAACGGGAGAAAUUGGGGAUGUUGAAGCGCGGAGAAGAGAUUGUACAAUCACCACAAUUAAAACGCCAGGAAAAAAUUGAAAAUUUCAGAAAGGAGAAAGACUUGAAAAAGAAACUUGAAACUUUUAAGCAAUUGAAAUCAACUGGGAAAAGUAGGGAAGCGGAUGUUGAUGAGGAGGUAAUAAGAAAAAUGUACCUCGAUCAGGUACAGUUACAUAUCCUCAAUUCUUUCAACUUGGCUGAUCUGAUAGCCAUGGAACUUGCUGUACUAUCAAAUAGGCCAAAGAUACUGGAAAUUACGCAAGGUGCAAAUUUUGAAAUGGCACGACUGCAAGGGAUUGAUGACGACAGAGUCAGACAACAAACAGACCCAACGGGGUUUACAACCCGGGUGGAACAAGUGCCAAAAUCUAAAGCGCAAAUAUCUGAUUUAAUUAGUAAGCAAGGCAAGAUAUUACAACCAUUUACCAUCACGAGUAAUAGACGAGAAGAAAUGAAACAACGGGUUUUUGGAACUGGCCAAGUAUUGCCAUCUAUGACAGUUGAAGAAUAUCUUGAUUAUGAAUUGGCCAAUGGUAAAAUGAUGAAGGAAGAGCCAAAGAAAAGUGCGUUGAGCGAUGACAAUGAUGAUGACUAUGACGAUGAUGAAGACGAUGAAGCGCAAUUGGAGAAAAGGAGAUGGGAUGAUUGGAAAGAUGAUAAUCCAAAAGGUUCAGGUAAUACAAUGGGAAACAUUGGUUAA
Molecule: messenger RNA, 1149 nt
Organism: Lodderomyces elongisporus
Lineage: Eukaryota; Fungi; Ascomycota; Pichiomycetes; Serinales; Debaryomycetaceae
Gene: TAP42
Exons: 2
Coding region: 1-1149 (382 amino acids)
Biological process (GO): regulation of dephosphorylation; regulation of signal transduction
Cellular component (GO): cytosol
Molecular function (GO): protein phosphatase 2A binding
Source: RefSeq, a predicted model, not a curated record